Diorhabda sublineata is the source of this 676-nucleotide messenger RNA. Its product is annotated as cytochrome b5-like. Lineage: Eukaryota; Metazoa; Arthropoda; Insecta; Coleoptera; Chrysomelidae. Bases 141 to 449 code for a protein of 102 amino acids. Gene Ontology annotation, cellular component: membrane; intracellular membrane-bounded organelle. The record is from RefSeq and is a predicted model, not a curated record. The transcript has a single exon. Gene Ontology annotation, molecular function: heme binding.
UUUAUGUCAGUAACGGAAUACAGUUGGAAUUUCCAGUUACUCGCAAGCACAUCCAAUAAUAAAUUAUAUAUACUUUUCUAAGCGAAUUUAUUUUAACUCGGUCGUCACUCAUUACUGCGACUUUUAUAAUUUGAAAUAAAAUGGUUGGUACUGAUAUACAAUAUUACACGCUUGAAGAAAUCGCCAAGCACGAUGGAGAGCAAGAUACAAGGGUAUGGAUAAUAAUAAGAGACAUUGUGUAUGAUGUCACAGAAUUUUUAGAACAACACCCAGGUGGUCCCGAAAUAAUACAAACAGUAGCAGGGAAAGAUGCAACGAUAGAAUUUGAAGACGUACGGCAUUCGUUCUUAGCUAGAAGACAAAUGAAAAAAUGGAAAAUUGGAGAAGUUGUUGCAGAAGAAAGAAAGUAUAAAGACGAAGAAAACCAAAGAAGUUGUAUUAUAAUAUGAUAUUUAGAAUAGCUUGAAUCUCAACCGUAUUCUAGUUUAAAAGACUGACUUAUAUCUUUCACAAGAAUUGCCUUUUUAUUGUGAUUAAAUAGUUAUUUAUAUUGUUUAUGGAUCGUGUAAAAUAAUUACAUAUUAUAAGAGUAAGUAUAUUAUUACAAGUUUUAUUUGAUAAAUUGUAAAGUAAAGUUUAAUAAUUAUUUUUGUAUUAAAGUGUAAUAAUAAUCUGA